AUGGAGAAAGAAACAGUCACAACUCUGCUCAGUGGCACUGGCGGUCCAGCCCCACGGCUGUGUCGAGCCAGCCUGGCUGGUCUCAUGGUUUUGCGUCUGGGAUUCCUGAUCUUAGGAGCCGCAACGGUUUGGCGGGACGAGUCGGCGGACCUGCGGUGCAAUUCCACCCAGCAGAGCUGCCUCAUUGCUUGUUGGGAUGAAGCCUUUCCUAUCUCCCCUUUGAAUCUCUUCCUGUUGCAGGCGGCCAGCCUCCUCACCCACAGCUUGGCCUGCGUGUUCCUGUAUCCCUCCCUGGACGUCCAGGGCAAGUGCCUUGGGGGGCAGAGCCAGCCCUGGGGCGGUGGUCUAGAGCUCAGGUUGCAUUUGGUCAACCUCUUGGCCAAGACUCUUCUGGAAGGUCUCUUCGUGGUGACCUUCCACAGCCUCUACAGCCACUAUCCAGAGACCCUCUAUUUCCCCCCUUCUGUAUCUUGUCCUGAAGCCACACAGUGUACGAUCCAGGCAGCCAACUGGAAGGCGGCAUUCAGCCUCUUCAUAGCGGCGACCUCCUGGGCUUCUAUCGCAGUGGUCGUCAUUGCUUUGUGUCUUGCGAUCAGGGAAAUGCUCCAAACCACCUUCUCGGCCUGCAAAAUGUCAUCAAUUGGAACGCCUCUCCUUCGUUCAGUGUGUUCUCUGCCUUCCAAGUGGGACUUUAUGUGGAAAGGAUCUUCUAGUGGGGUUCCAGUUUAA
Molecule: messenger RNA, 729 nt
Organism: Ahaetulla prasina
Lineage: Eukaryota; Metazoa; Chordata; Lepidosauria; Squamata; Colubridae
Product: gap junction beta-7 protein-like
Exons: 1
Coding region: 1-729 (242 amino acids)
Biological process (GO): cell communication
Cellular component (GO): connexin complex
Source: RefSeq, a predicted model, not a curated record